This is a messenger RNA of Balaenoptera musculus (blue whale), 1461 nucleotides long. It is a transcript of the gene PILRA, whose product is annotated as paired immunoglobin like type 2 receptor alpha. The transcript has 7 exons. NCBI's taxonomy places the organism in Eukaryota, Metazoa, Chordata, Mammalia, Artiodactyla, Balaenopteridae. The record is from RefSeq and is a predicted model, not a curated record. Bases 33 to 938 code for a protein of 301 amino acids. Gene Ontology annotation, molecular function: MHC class I protein binding.
UUGUCUUCUCAUCCCGGGAGGAGGGCAAGGCCAUGGGUCUGCCCUUGCUGCUGUCCCUGCUGCUGUCCCUGGCAUCUCUGCAGGCAGGUCACUGGGCAGAACCCAAUCCAAGCACUGACUUUGGGAUGAACCAACCAAAGGAACUCUCAGCCCCCAAGGGUGGCUCCAUCCACAUCCCCUUCUCCUUCUAUUACUCCUGGGAAUCAGCCAAGGUUCCCAACGUGAGAAUAUUCUGGAGAUGGAAACACUUCCAUGGGGAGUUCAUCUACAACACAACCCCGCCGUUCAUCCACAAGGAUUUCAAGGACCGGCUCCUCCUGAACUGGACAAAGGGUGGGCACAACGGCUCCCUCCAGAUCUCGAAACUGCAGUGGAAGGAUGAGUCCAGGUACUUCUGCCGGGUGGAGGUGGACACGCUGAGACAAGGCAAGCAGACGUGGCAGUCCAUCGAGGGAACCGCACUCACCGUCAUCCCCACCACCAAGACAACAAUUCAAGGCCCCACCACCACCAACACAACCAUUCAAGGCCCCACCACCACCAUCACCACCACAGCUGGCCUCAGGGUCCCAGAGAGCAAAAGGAGUUCAUGGUCUUGGCCCUUGAGUACUGAAGCUACAGUCGGGUUGGCACUGGCUAGCGCUGUGCUCAUAACUGCAAUUGUGGGACUGAUUGUGUACCUCAGGUGGAAGAGAAGCAAAGGUCUGCAGACUAAAGCCAGAACCCCAGCCAGGGGAUCCUUCCAAAACCCAGAGGAGAAAUACGAGAACACUGGGAAUAAAGGACAACAUACAGGCCCCAAGCUGGACACCAAGGAUGAUGACAUCUUCUAUGCCUCCCUCGCGCUCUCCAACUUGACCUCACCAGCAGCGCCUCCCCACCCGCCUCCCCAAGAGGGCCCCCAGGAGGAGACGCUAUACUCUGUCUUAAAGGCCUAAGGAGUGGGACUGAGUGAGGACCUGCUUAGAGUCAGCUGCACACAGGGAUCUCAGUUCCUCAUAAUCACCCUGGACAGACACAGACGACUCAGAAGCCAGCAGGUGUUGAAGGCCACCAAGGACCUGAGAGACACACAGCCACCUGCUCCAGUUCCCUCUUCAACUUCCUAGCCCUUGACCACAAAAAUAAAAGUCCCUGUACAAUUUGCCUGAAUGCAUCUAAGGAGAAAGCUGACAUCACCUUCAACUUCUGUCCUUCUUGCCAUAAAUGAACCAUAAUAGAUAGCUCACACUCAGAUCCCUCCCCUAGUCCUUUUGUUCAGUGACUGCCUCAGGCCAGGGACCAAUAAAUCCCCAAACACUGGUAGUCAGUCCGGAAGCGAAGGUUUGUCCCCCUACUUUAACCAUUCUACUUUCCUUAGGAAGAUAACUAGCAUGCAUUGUGUCAGUGCCUUACGUGCAUCACCUCAUUUCAGCAUCAUCAAGCACCCUACAUGGCACUGGAGGUACCAUCUGAGGCAGG